Messenger RNA from Hyphopichia burtonii NRRL Y-1933, 1862 nucleotides. RefSeq names its product Fcy24p (gene FCY24). Bases 115 to 1800 code for a protein of 561 amino acids. Gene Ontology annotation, cellular component: plasma membrane; fungal-type vacuole membrane. The record is from RefSeq and is a predicted model, not a curated record. The transcript has a single exon. Gene Ontology annotation, biological process: transmembrane transport. Lineage: Eukaryota; Fungi; Ascomycota; Pichiomycetes; Serinales; Debaryomycetaceae. Gene Ontology annotation, molecular function: transmembrane transporter activity.
GGCUUUCUUGUAGUUGUAUAGUAUCUGGUGACUUCUGUCGAGUGUGAGACGCCUCGUGUAUAUAUUGGACCAAAGGGAAGGCUGAAAAAACCAUUUCAAUUGGUCAAAACAAGGAUGAAUGAAGAAACAUUGAAGACCAAGGACGGCGGAGAGGAAUUGGUGAAUAGAUCGUAUUCCGUAGAAGACGAGCCGGCUCAUGGUAGUGCUGAAAUUAAGUUCAAGAGUAAUAAGUACUUGGGGUGGAUGUACAAAUUGGAUAAUUUGGGGAUUGAAACCAGAGGAAUUGAAAGAGUAUCGCCGGCAGAACGUAAGCAGAUCCAACAGCUGAAAAAACACUCUAGGCUUGAACAGUUUAUAAAUGUUGCUGGGUUGUGGUUUGCAGCUUGCGGUGGGUUAACUUCGAUGUCAAGCUUUUUCUUGCCAACGCUAUCGUUUGGAUUAAAUUUACGAGAUGCUUUAGUUAGUGGAUUGAUUGCAAUGAUAAUUGGUUGUUUGGUACCGGCCUACACUUCCACAAUGGGGUCCAAAUCUGGCUGCAGGCAAAUGGUGAGUGCCAGGUUUUUGUUUGGUAAUUGGGGGGUGAAGUUUGUUUCAUUAAUAUGUAUAGUUGGUGGAAUUGGAUGGUCGAUUGUUAAUUGUGUAUUAGGAGGACAAAUUUUAAGUGCAAUCAAUAACGAUGUUGAUUUAGCGGUUGGAAUAGUUGUUAUAAGUAUCAUAAGUUUGAUUAUUGCGGUUUUUGGAAUCAGAGUCUUACUUAAGUUCCAGACGAUCUUAGCAAUUCCAAUCACAAUUGCAGUUAUGUUAUUCUACGUGGUUGUUUGUCAAAAAUCAGGUUAUCUCCAUGAUAGUAACAAGCUGGUUCAAGAUUUGAACACCGACUCAGUCACGUCCAGAGGUAACUGGUUGUCUUUUUUCACAAUUGGUUAUUCGGUUACUGCCACUUGGGGGUCUGGUGCUUCCGACUAUUAUAUUUUAUUCCCUGAAGAUACUCCAUCUUAUCAAGUGUUUUUAAUGACUUUCUUGGGUAUCAGUGUGCCCACCACUUUUGUUGCAAUCAUUGCCACAAUCUGCGGGACCAUUGCUUAUAGCUAUCCCCCUUGGAACAAGGCUUACGAAUCAUAUGGCGUAGGUGGAUUAUUGAAUGCUGCUUUUGACCAUUGGGGUGGGUUUGGGAAAUUCGUGGUUGUUAUCUUGUUUUUAUCAUUGGUUUGUAACAACAUCAUGAACACUUAUUCGUGUGCGUUUGAGUUUCAAUUGAUUGAUCGUCACUUAGCCGUUGUUCCUCGUUGGUUGUGGGCCACUUUAGUCACGGUCAUCUAUUUGAUCUUAUCAUUAGUUGGUAAAAAUCAUUUUUCCACAAUCAUUGGCAACUUCUUGCCGAUGUUGGGCUAUUGGAUCUCCAUGUAUAUAACCUUGUUGCUAGAAGAAAACCUUUUAUUCCGCUCAUCCCAGAAGAUGAAGAAACUCCAUUAUAAAGAGUACGGUUUUGAAACUUGUUCAAGUUUUUCAACCGACAUUGAAAAAAAUGGCCCCGUCGAUGCUCCCGUCGGUUCUUGGUUGUACUUGUACAACUGGGACAAAUGGAACAAGCCGGAAAAUAUCACCUUUGGCUUCGCUGCUGCCAUUGCCUUCUGCUGUGGUGUUGUUGGUGCUGCCAUGGGAAUGAGCCAGGUUUACUACGUCGGACCAAUUUCCCAGUUGGUGGGUAACGGGGACAUUGGGUUUUGGUUGGCAAUGGCCUUCUCCGGCGUCUCCUAUCCGCUAUUGAGAUACGUGGAGCUCAAGCGCUUCGGCAAAUAGCUUUCUAUAUAAUUAUAUAAUAAUGGAUCCUUUAUAGACUGAAUAUAAUUUUGCAACCGAAG